AUGAAUCAUUUGGCAGGAAGGUUAUUGUAUUUGGUGGCGACUUUAGACAAGUUUCUUCAGUUGUUUCAAAAGCAAAUAGUUGAUACAUUAGAUGCAGAUAUUCAUAUCAUACUUAAAAAUAAUACACUCCAAGAAUUAAUCAACUUUGUAUACCCAGAACUUCCAACACAAUCUCAGGAUGCAACGUAUUUAAUUGAGAGAGGAAUUCUUGCUUCAUGGAAUAAUGAAGUUGACACAUUGAAUACAGAAGUACUUGUCCAAUUUUCUGGAGAAGAAACAAUAUAUUACAGUGCAGAUGCAUUAGAUCAGAACACGGAAACAUAUAAUCCUAUUCAGGAGAGUCUUUAUCCA
Messenger RNA from Acaulospora morrowiae, 351 nucleotides. The record is from the annotation of a GenBank genome assembly. Lineage: Eukaryota; Fungi; Glomeromycota; Glomeromycetes; Diversisporales; Acaulosporaceae.